GAAGCCAUUAUAAAAUGCACGAUAUAAAAACCCUAGGGUUUCUUGACUCGUCUCUCUCUACUACAGAUAUCAACUCGCGCCUCUGUGUCAAUCCAGUUCCUUCACCGCAACCCAAAUCAUGGCUCCAAAGAAGGAUAAGGCUCCUCCACCUUCCUCCAAGCCAGCCAAAUCUGGUGGUGGCAAGCAGAAGAAGAAGAAGUGGAGCAAAGGAAAGCAAAAGGAGAAGGUGAACAACAUGGUGCUGUUUGAUCAGGCUACCUAUGACAAGCUGUUAACUGAAGCACCCAAAUACAAGCUCAUUACUCCUUCUGUUCUCUCUGAUCGUUUGAGGAUUAAUGGAUCACUUGCAAGGAGGGCUAUUAGAGACUUGAUGGCUAAAGGUUUAAUCAGGUUGGUGUCUGCCCAUGCAAGUCAGCAGAUUUACACCAGGGCUACAAACACCUAGGUGUAGUACUGAUCAACUUGCAGAGUAUCAAUAGAAGUUCCUAUGUAUUGUUGUUUUCAACUUUGAGAUGCACAUUAUGCAAGCUUGUAUUAGUUUUGCUGAAUCCAUAGUUUGAGGUUCUUUUUGUAACCUUGUUUUUUGGCACCUAUCUAUUGUUUAUGGUAUUGUGGCAGUUCUUUUAUUCUGACCUAUUUUAUUUAGUUGAAUUGCUAAUGUGAUGGAGAUUCAUUUUGAAAUCUAGACUAGUUGGCAACUGA
Messenger RNA from Trifolium pratense (red clover), 702 nucleotides. Its product is annotated as 40S ribosomal protein S25-2. Gene Ontology annotation, cellular component: cytosolic small ribosomal subunit. Gene Ontology annotation, molecular function: structural constituent of ribosome. NCBI's taxonomy places the organism in Eukaryota, Viridiplantae, Streptophyta, Magnoliopsida, Fabales, Fabaceae. The coding region runs from base 119 to 445 and encodes 108 amino acids. The transcript has 4 exons. The record is from RefSeq and is a predicted model, not a curated record.